AUGCGGCGGUACUCCUGGUUCUUGGUUCUUCUGGGCUCACUUCUGGCGGGGGCCCAGUUCCCCAGAGAGUGCGCGACCCCAGAGGGGCUCCGGAGCGGCCGCUGCUGCCCGUCCCCGCCGGGCCUCGACGCCGACCCGUGCGGUUCCGGCGCCGGCCGCGGCCUGUGCGCGUCGGUCGCGGCCGACGCACGGCCCCACGGCCCGCAGUACCCGCACGACGGGCGGGACGACCGCGAGCGCUGGCCGCUCCGGUUCUUCAACCGGACCUGCCGGUGCGGCGGCAACUUCGGUGGCUACAACUGCGGGAGGUGCAAACACGGCUGGGCCGGAGCCAACUGUGACCGGAGAGUGUCUGUAGUGAGGAGAAACGUGAUGCAGCUCAGCGCCGCAGAGAAGCUGGCCUUCGUCAACGCGCUGGACCAGGCCAAGCGCACGGUGCACCCAGACCUGGUGAUCGCCACCCGGCGCCACGCCGAGAUCCUCGGGCCCGACGGCAACGCCACGCGAUUCGAGAACAUCUCCAUCUACAACUACUUUGUGUGGAGCCAUUACUACUCCGUGAGCAAGACCUUCCUGGGCGCCGGCCAGUCCAGUUUCGGCGGGGUGGAUUUCUCCCACGAGGGUCCCGGCUUUGUCACCUGGCACCGGUACCACCUGCUCCAGUUGGAGCGAGACAUGCAGGAUAUGCUGCAGGAGCCCACGUUCGCCCUGCCCUACUGGAACUUCGCCAUAGGGGGCAGCACUUGCGACAUCUGCACCGACGACCUGAUGGGAGCCAGGAGCAACUUCGACGCCGACGCGCUCAGUCCCAACUCCGUCUUCUCCCAGUGGAGGGUCGUCUGCGAGAGCGUGGCCGACUAUGACGCGCUGGGAACCGUUUGCAACAGCACGGAGACGUCGGCGAUAAGGAGGAAUCCCGCGGGCAACGUCAACAGGCCGAUGGUCCAGCGUCUCCCGGAGCCUCAAGAUGUUGCCGCCUGUCUGCAAGUCAGCACUUUUGACACGGCGCCGUACUACUCCACGUCUUCAGAAAGCUUCAGAAACACCGUCGAAGGGUAUAGCGCCCCCCAGGGGAACUACGACCCCGCUGUCAGAAGCCUCCACAACCUGGCCCACCUGUUCCUGAACGGCACGGGGGGCCAGACCCACCUCUCCCCCAACGACCCCAUCUUUGUCUUGCUCCACACCUUCACGGACGCCAUCUUCGACGAGUGGCUGCGGAGACAUAACCCAGAUCUAGCUGUGUAUCCUGACCAAAACGCGCCGAUCGGUCACAACCGCGACUACAACAUGGUUCCUUUCUGGCCUCCCGUGACCAACGCUGAGAUGUUCGUCACCGCCCCCGAAAACCUCGGCUACUCUUAUGAAGCCGAAUGGCCGGGUCAAGCUUUCACGCUGACCGAAAUGAUCACGAUGGGCAUCAUCGCCGCGCUCCUGCUCGUCGGCGCCAUCUUCGUGGUCACCACCUGCGCCGUGCGCUCCAGGUCCCGCAAGAUGGAGGCCCUGCAGCCGCUGCUCACCGACCAGUACCAGCGGUACGACGACGGCAAAAGCCAGUCGGUCGUCUGAGCGCACCGCCGACCGGAGCUUCGCCGUCUGUCGCUUGCAUUCAAUUAUUUUACGAUUAUCAUGAGAAUAAUCGGACAUUGUCAGAAUGCAGAAGGGUCGCUAAUUUUAGCUUUUCAUGCUAACGUGUGGCGAGGGGAGCCAAAAACUACUUAACGUGACUCAUGUGAAACAAAUAAUUACUUGAGUAUUCAGUGAAAAAUAAAACUACUCAAGAACACUAACUGCUGCACUUAUGUAUUUGUUUUUAUUUUAUGCAUACCGCCAUGUAAUUUUUUUUUCCGUCGAAAAAAACUAAAAAAAUCAUUGUAAUUUCACUUUUUGUAAUUGCACCUUUAUAUCGACAGAGGACGCUGUCUUCCCGCAAUUACGCCGUAGAUGUCAGCUCUUGUUUAAAAGAGCAGAUGAAUAUAAAUUAAAAGAUGUGUUGAUUUUGUUGCUGCAAAAAUUUUGUUUGUUUACUUUUGUCAACCAUAAAUGUUUUUUUUUUUUUACUUUAUAUUGGCACCAAAGUAACAGGUACUUUUUAUGAUUUUUUUUAACAUAGUUGCGGCACUUAUCUUGAAUUCAAACAUGGGUUCACUCAAGAAUUGGAGGAUAUUUUCAAAAAUUCCCAUCCACAAAAUACAUAAACGUAAUUGUUGUGUAAACCGGAUGUUGUUGUUCUUUCCUGAACGAAAUGUAAACGCAGCUCCAGUAAAAGUGAUUCCUAAAUAUUCAUACACAUGAAUUUGAUCGUUAAGAAUUGUUUCCUGUGAAAUAUUUAAUUUAGAUACAAUUUAGUUUUUUGUUUGUUU
Messenger RNA from Syngnathoides biaculeatus (alligator pipefish), 2363 nucleotides. RefSeq names its product 5,6-dihydroxyindole-2-carboxylic acid oxidase-like. The coding region runs from base 1 to 1569 and encodes 522 amino acids. NCBI's taxonomy places the organism in Eukaryota, Metazoa, Chordata, Actinopteri, Syngnathiformes, Syngnathidae. Gene Ontology annotation, molecular function: oxidoreductase activity. Gene Ontology annotation, biological process: melanosome organization; melanocyte differentiation. The record is from RefSeq and is a predicted model, not a curated record. Gene Ontology annotation, cellular component: melanosome. The transcript has 7 exons.